Molecule: messenger RNA, 200 nt
Organism: Paraglomus brasilianum
Lineage: Eukaryota; Fungi; Glomeromycota; Glomeromycetes; Paraglomerales; Paraglomeraceae
Source: the annotation of a GenBank genome assembly
GACCUAAAUGGUCCGAUUUUAAGGAAAAAUUGAAUCAAAUAAAGAACUCUGAAAAUCCUAUCCUUACUCAUGAGGAAUUUAAAAGAAGAUUCCUUGAAGAUGAAGAAUCCUCACUCUCCGUGAGCUCUGAAGAAGCUUCAAAUCAAAAAUUAAUCUCCUCGGCAAAUGACGAUGCAAAUGCGAAAUCGUCGUCAUCUUGA